Plodia interpunctella (Indianmeal moth) is the source of this 5958-nucleotide messenger RNA. RefSeq lists its product as uncharacterized. The coding region runs from base 411 to 5009 and encodes 1532 amino acids. The record is from RefSeq and is a predicted model, not a curated record. The transcript is spliced from 7 exons. Lineage: Eukaryota; Metazoa; Arthropoda; Insecta; Lepidoptera; Pyralidae.
GUGACCGCAGCGCCACUCGCGCGCGCACCGCGGACCAAGCCGCUUCGAAUUUUGAAUACGAAACGUUAACCGUUCCAUUUUUCAAAUAUUUUUAUUCCUCUAUUUUCUUUUUCGAAACAAGUGUCAGUGAAACAAACUUUUUAAGGAUUUUGUGCCUGUAAUUUUGGUGAUCGUCUUUUUGGACUGAUCCUGGUGCUAUCGCUGACGUAACUAUACAAUGUAAAAACGAACAAGUUCGAUCGAGUAACAGUGUUUCCUUCGCCCAUUAUUUUACGUUUUAUAUUGACUGCCGGCUGUGAAUAGUGGUUCGUAAUUUCGGAAACUGGAUUUUGUGAAGUGCACGGCAAUUGGACAUUGGACGGAGUUUAUUUUCUCUGGCAGCAUAACCUUGAUGUCAGUCCGCUCCAAUAAUGGAUAGCAACAGCAGAUCGGCGUCGCCGCGUGAGCCGUCCCGCCCGCAGCACAGGCCCCCCUCCCCGCCGUCCCCCGCAGCCUUCGACAACCGCGCCUACCAGCACGACGACGCCGACCCCAACCACAACGACUCCUUCACCUCCAACGGACCCCAACAAAACGGACACAGUAAAGAACCCAACGGGGACACCAAAACUUUAGAAGCUGUCAACCUCGAACUGAUAAACUUGACACCCAAAAAUGGCAAUGCUAAGAAGAAGGACGCGGUCGAGCUGGACAUGAGCACCUCGAACCCCUACGAUGAGUAUUUCGUUCCGGUGAACGAGCAUAGGAAAUAUAUGAGAGGGGAGAAAUUGUAUGUGACAGCCGAUAAGCGAGGCGAAAAAGGAGGGUGCAAGCGACCUCUAUGUUGGACGCUCCUGGCGCUGGUGGCCGCGGUCAUUGUGGCGCUCAUAGUCCUCGCAGCCACUGGGAUACUAUUCAGCAGCUCUCCAACCACGGUCGAACAGUAUAACUCCUCGUUAAGUUCGGCGCGCGCGUUCGGCGGGCUCGGACAAGGUCACAGCCAGCACGAUCAUAGCGACCAUGACCAUAGCCAACAUAAUGACAGUCAACAUGAAAUCGAUGAUGGGCAUGAACUUGGUGCGGCGGCGGAACCAGGUACUCUCGGUGAUGAGGGACGAUCUUUGGGAGGUGACGAUAGCGAUGCAUCGCUUUAUGUACCGAGAACCGUCGAAGGCGAGCUGAAAAUCGACAACGAAGUAUUUACACCAGAGCUUCAAGAUAUUGAGAGUUCGGAGUACAGGGAGCUCACGGCCACCUUCAGUGAUGCUUUGAAACGAGCUCUUUUUGACCGCAACACCAUCGAGCGAGGCGACAAUGACAUCACUGUAGAGGUUAUCAAGCUGAGGAAAGGUUCCGUAAUCGUGAGGUACAGAAUCCACUGGAAGCCAAAAUCCGGUAUGGAAGUAACAGACAAUUUAUUGACACCCGAAAGCCUGCAAUCGCACCUCGACAAUUACCUCGAAAGAAAUAAUAGAAUGAUAAGUACCUUCCACAUAGCUGAAGACAAAAUGAGCACCAGGCAAGUUCUAGACAUAUGCAAGAUAUCAAAAUACGACUGUGAACACGAAUGCGAAUUUGAUGAAAAUACUCUUGACUUCACGUGCACUUGUCCACAUGGUUAUAUUUUAGACAUGACAAAUCUCAAAAAAUGUGUCCCUAUAUUGGAAAAUUCAGAGAUCAGAGGUAUUGAAUUAAAUUCUAAUCCUGUAACCACUAAACCCAUACCAGAUAAAGAAAAAUCAAAUACUGAAUCAGUACGAGUUUCAAACAGCGACUCGUUCGACUGGAAAGAAACACACCAUGAAAUUCCAGAAACUACGACUCAGUCUGAUACUGACGUAAGCUUUUCACAUAUAUUCGGAAAUUCUAAUGAGACACCAACGCCUGAACCUAGUGCAGAACCGAAACCAACAGAGCCAGUACCUACAGCUGAACCAAAACCCGAGCCAGAACCAACUUCGGAACCUAUUCCCGAGCCAAUACCAGAUUCCGAGCCAAAAUCAGAGCCAGAACCAACUGCUGAACCUGCACCAGAAUCAACGACACAUCCAGAGCCAGCGCCUGUAACAAAACUAGCAUCUGCGCCAGAACCAGCAUCGGAGCCAGAACCAGUAUCUGCAUCUGAACCAGCCUCGGAGCCAGAACCAGCGUCGGAGCCAGAACCAGUAUCUGCACCUGAACCAGCCUCGGAACCAGAACCAGCGUCGGAGCCAGAACCAGCAUCUGAGCCAGAACCAGUGUUGGAACACUUACCAACUCCAGAGUCAGAUUCAUCUGAAGAAUUAAACCUCAAAGUAGCCCCUCUGCCCGAACCUGAACCAACCUCUGGACCCCAGCCAACCGCAGAGCCAGAACCAGAACCUAAUCCGGAGCCAACGGCAGAACCAGAGCCUAAUCCAGAACAUACCACAAAAUCAGAACCAACAGCGGAGCCAGCACCUAAAGAACAAGAAACCGUAGAGUCUUAUCCAGAACCAGAACCAAAAGCUGCUGAAGAGCCUGUCACAAAAUCUAACUCAGAGCCAGCCGCAGAACCAGAACCAACAACUGCGGUGUCCAUAGAAGACAUAAAACUAUCACAUAGUGAUUCCUCAACAACCUUAACAGAAUCUCAACCGAAACCUGAAACUAAUGAUUACUUAGAAACAACAUUCAAAACACAAUCAGAAACUUCCCAUAAUCAUGCUUCAUCAGAACAAAAUAUAGCUGAGAUAACAGAACAUAACUCUACUAAUGCAGAAGCUAAUACUGAAUCUGAAUCCCCGUCGAUGAUGGAAACGAGCCAUGAGGAUAAACAAGAUGUUGAAGAAGCAACCACAAUGAGGAUUUCUAUUUCAGAACCAAACUUAAUUAAUGAGCCUUCUUACGAACCCAAACCUGAAAUUAUUUCAAUUUUGAGUGACACAAAAUUGAACAAAGAUUUCCAGGAAACAGAAACUACAACAAAAAGUGAUUGGCUUGAAAGUGGCAAAAUAUUAAACGCAUCCCAACACCAAUCCAACAUAAAUAAUGCGAACAAUGAUUUCGAGCAAAGAUCUUUUAAUUCAUUAUUUAACGAUUUAUUGGCUGAGACGACUACAGCAAAAUAUAAAGAAGAAACCAAAACAGAUAUUUCAUUUCUAGAUUUACAAAAUUAUAAUAUUCCUACUACAACUGCACUACCCGAUCAGGAAAUUAGCAUAAAUCAAGCAACAAUUGUAAUGGCUCCAGUAAACGACAGAGUCAAGGAGCAAAAACAAGUUAUAAACAAUUCAUCGAAUGUAAAUACUACAGUAUCACAUUUUGAAACUGAGCAAACUAAUGACACAGACGCCACUACUCAAAUAACUGAGGAUAUUGAUACAGAUGUUACUGAAAAUAAGCAGGAUGAUAUUUCUGACAAAAUGACAACCGUUUUCCGAAUAAAUUCAGUGAAACUUAAUGAAAGUACACCUGUGGAAGCAACUACUAUGCAAGGAGAAACGGUAACAGAAUACUAUAUUAAAAACCAAUUAUCAACUGAGAACUCCUCGGCAACGGAAAUGCUGUUGAACGCACUGAGUGUUAAUAAACAAAUCGAACCAGAAACUACAACUGUAAAAAACAAUAUCGAUGAUUCGACUGAUAUAACAUUUGACAAUAUAAAUAAAUUAAAUCAAUUCAAUCGUUCCUCUAAGUCAUUUGAAAACGAAAAUUCAACAAGACUUGAAACUAUGCAAUCACAAGAUUCUUCCACAACUGAUUCUGAAUGGCUCUCAAUUCCCGUAACGGAAAUAAAUUACGAUCAAAUUAUUAAUACAGAUCAAAAACAAGCAACUACACAAGUACCUAUGACCAACAUAGAAGCAGUAAUAAACCAUGGGCUACUCAAAGACGAUUUCGAACCUGAUUAUUUUAUUGGCAUCAGUUCAACUAAAUCUAUAGACGACGUUCCUUUGUACGGUAUUACACAUGACUAUGAUAAUGAAGAUUCUAGAGUGAAACGAGUAGACAACGUCACAACUGAAACCUUUGUAAAAGAAGAUUCAACAACAGCCUCUACAGAGAAGAUGAUAAUGGAAAACAACUCUAAACUUAACAUGUCAUUAGAAACGACUACUAUAAGCAAAUAUAUUUAUGAAAAAGCUGAAAAACAUAACUCAGAAGACCAAGAACAAAAUGAAACAACUACUGAAAUAACAAAUAACAAAAACGCAAAUCCAGCACCUGUUUGGGAGGAAGUUGAAAAAGAAGCAGCAAAAUCUGAAACUGAAGUGUCAAACAAUGAGAUGACUAUUACCCCAAUAAUGACUACUACGUCUACACAAAUGCCUUCUACAACAACUACAGAAAAUAUUGUGGAUAGGAACAAUAUUACCGAUGAAAUCAUACAAUCUCUCAAGAACUCUACGCGACUGAAUAACUUAGAUGUUACUGUAUAUGAAGUAUCUAGUCACAAUAAUAACCUUUCUUCCACAACCGCCAACACUACCACUUCUCAUUCAGCCGAAUACGAUGAACACGAAAUUGAUAUGAACCCAUUUUUACCUGAAGUAGAGAACAAUAAACAUCUUGUUAAGAAAUUACAAGAAGGUCACGAUUUAGAACCUAUUAACGUAAAUGACACUCAGAAUGACAAUGGCGAAGAGCAUUCUUCUGUCGUUUCAGAUGGACAAAUUUCAUUCACUAAUACAACUAAUAACGAAGAAAAUUUAAGUAUAUCUGGUGAAAAUAAAACAAAUCCAACUGAACCAAGUACUGAAGAAAUACAAGAUGAGAAGCCGUCAACAUUUUUUGAGGACACUGAUGAUCUAUUACUUCCUAAAAAGGGAUCUGGUGAACAUAAAGCUAGCAAGUGGUCAACAUUAGGACUCCCCGUUCCCGGACAGAACAAUGAUUUUCUAAGUGUUGUACCAAUUGAACAAGAAAUACUUGACCUAAAAGCUCUCAAGAAAGAUUACGAGAGUGAAAAUCUACAAGGCCUUAACGAUAUAAGUGAUUCGCCAAAAAAAAGUGACAAAAGGACAUUAGAUGUAAAUAAAUUGGAAUCAGUAACUAAUAAUGAAGCGUAAAUGGUGCGUGAUUGUAUGAACGUAAGCGUGUAAAUUGCUGUUUAUUUCCUGUGAUGUUGAUUUUGUCGAACAAUUUUAUAUAUAUGUUCUUAUACAGACUAUUUUAAACCAAUGUAAAUGCUAUAUUAAUGGUUUUUAUACGUUCUAUAGAUGUGCAAGCAGACUUAAUUCUAGAAGGUACCAUCAUAAUAAUUAUUAAUGUUUUAGUUUUCUAUCAAUAAACAUUUAUUAGACUAGUCAAUCUAGAGAAGAGUCAUCAUCUUGAGGUGUUUAGAUUAUUUAUUGCUGCGAUGUGAGUUACGAGUCACGUGGAUUCGAAUAUCUCGCGAAAUUAUCUCGCGUUGAGCUUCGAUUGUGAACAUUCGAUUGGGAACAUUUUUUCUUUCAUCUUGAAUUAAAAUCGAAAAGUGGACGUUGUCGCUUAAACUGCGUCUCCUAGUUCGUGAAUACGAAAUAAUAAUGAAAAAGUGGAUUGUACCGUUUCAUUUGAGGGUCAAAUCUCUAUAUUUUUAGGCCUUUAUAUCUUUCUAAUAAAUAUUUUAUUCAUACAAAUAUGAAAGCACAGAGACACUUCAUUCUAUGCGUUUCUUUGCAAAACCAUAAUAUAUUGUACUCGACAAUAUCUAAAUUCCUAUUGUAAAUUGUUACCAUAGUUAAUAUGUAACGAAAACGUCUUCGCAAUUAUAUUUUAUGAAUGUAAGUAACAAGGUGGACGAGCAAUAUGAAUACUUUCUUGAAACGAAAAUAUUCCCGCCAUGUCGUAUUGUGAUAACGCUGGUAAAAGCUUCAUUCCAUUCGUACUUAAAUAUUUUAACUUAGUGAUACGCAGAAGUGAGGUCUGAUUGUAAAAUAAUAAUUAUGUAGAUCUUGUUAACUAAGAUAGGAUAUGUUGUAUAAAUGGUUGAAAUUGUAAAGAAUUACGUUGUAAAUAAAUUUAAAGUUAAUUAUA